UGAAAUGUUCACUCAGUGGUUGUACGGGAUCACAAACCCAUCAUAAGUGUAAACAAAAGAUAAAGUUACGUCUUCAGAGGUGGAAGCUACAUCGAGUCCUUAGUCACAUGAUGCUCAAGACAGUUGCACAAGAUCGUCCACUGCCCACAUGGCUGCAAACAAGGAUGACUUCCCCAUCAAGAAUGAUGUCAAGUGAACCUGAUUAUGGUGCAGCCCUGGGCCUCAUCAACCACCUGCCAACAGAACAACUUCGUGACCUUGUCAAUAAUGAUGAUAAACUCACUGACCUUGUGAAGGAUCUGCCAGAGAUGAAGAACUUGGCCAAUGAACAAGAGAUGCUGCUUGCUGCCAACAAGUCCUUGGCAGAAUUCAAUUUGUCACUGGAACCAAAAUUAUCACAGGCCAAACAAACUAUAAUAUCUAAAUAUCAAGAGGCAGCACAACUUUCAGAGGAGGUUAACACACUGAAGGAGGAAGUUGACUCUUCCAGUGGCCAGUACACAGCAGAUAGCAUUGUAGCUCUCAUGCAGUCAUUCACCCGUACCACAGAGGAGGAAACAGAGAACCUUGUCCAGUCAUUCUUAGACAAGGAGCAAGAAGUGGAUGAGUUCUUGUCUGAAUUCUUGUCAAAGCGAAAGUUAGCACACCUAAGGAGAAUCAAGGCUGACAAGAUUACGGACAUCAUCAACCAGCAGAACAGCAGCUCCCACAACACCCCAUAUCCAGCACCACCCUCUGCUGGGGGAGGCCUAGGCUAUGGAGGAUCACAAUGGGGUACUCCAUAUCCAACUCAACCUGUCAACAUGCCCCUGCCUGGAUUCCCUUAAGGCAGCAAUACAGUAAAAGAAGUCAGUGAUUGUGUUACCAGUAAUCAACAUUGAUGUGUGAACAAGUUAUUGAAAUGUGCAUUGAGGUUAUCUUCAUUAUUCUUUACUCUGUCACCUUUUCUUCUGAUUAUUUUCUUGUGGGUGACUGGGUAUAUUAGGAAUCAUGUUGAGUUAAGCACCACCAUCUUGUGUUCCUCAAUGCAGGAAUAUUAGACAAGAUUUUCUCCUACAUAUUUAUUCAGACUUUAUUUUUUAUGUAUUUGUAAAAAAAUUCUUAUUUAUUAUUUUUCCUUUCGGUAAUUUCUUUUAAAGCUGGCACACACACACACACACACACACACACACACACACACACACACACACACACACACACACACACACACACACACAC
Messenger RNA from Portunus trituberculatus (swimming crab), 1218 nucleotides. RefSeq names its product vacuolar protein sorting-associated protein 37B-like (gene Vps37B). Gene Ontology annotation, cellular component: ESCRT I complex. Bases 108 to 827 code for a protein of 239 amino acids. Lineage: Eukaryota; Metazoa; Arthropoda; Malacostraca; Decapoda; Portunidae. The transcript is spliced from 7 exons. The record is from RefSeq and is a predicted model, not a curated record. Gene Ontology annotation, biological process: protein targeting to vacuole; ubiquitin-dependent protein catabolic process via the multivesicular body sorting pathway; protein targeting to membrane.